AUGACGACCACAUAUUUGUCAGAAGGAAGCCCUGUCUGUGCCGGUCAGCCCUACUUUAGAUAUGGCCUGUCUACAGGAAGAAGAAACAGGAUCGAAAUCAAUCCUUGUCCGGAAGCCGAUAGCAAAGGGACGGAAUUCGUGGUGGCGUUCAUGGAGACUAUGACCCCCUCAGCGGACCCUAGCCUGUACAUCAUCGGUGCCUCUGCUCGUUCUACCCGGGUCACCAUUCAGUCUCCUGGCGGCUCGGACAUCACCGUCUCCAUCUCCCACGAGUCCCGCGUCAAGGUCGUGCGGGAGGAAGGGCCCAGCACGGCCGCCGUCCUGAUCACGUCCGACCGCGAGGUGACGGUGUACGGCGUGGAGGAGGGUAACUCCAUGGAUUCCUUCCUGGUGUUACCCACCGACGCCCUGGGCACUGAAUACUACGUGGUGUCUUACAGCAUCUCGGACCGCCUUCAGAGGGACCAGAGGAAGUCCCAGUUCACGCUGUUGGGAGUGUCCGAUGAUACUGUGGUGGAUAUAACGCUGUCCGGGACUUUGGAGCACGAGGGCCAGCGGUACUGGAACGGAGAUCGGAUCAGAAUCACGCUAAAUCGACUACAGGUGGUGCAUUUCGCUAGCGCGGACGACGACUUAACGAGCACGCGGAUUGUCGCCAGCAAGAAGAUUGGCGUGCUAUCGGGCAGCAAAUGCGCUGACGUGCCCGUCAACAUGCGGUUUUGUGAUCACUUAGUCGAGAUGCUUCCCCCAGUUAAAAGCUGGGGCCGCUCCUUCAUCACCUCGCCCCUGUACGGGCGAAGAAGUGGGGAUGCAUUCCGCAUCAUGGCCGCAAGGGAUGACACCGCGGUUGCCGUGUCCUCCUACGGUAGGGCCACUCUGCACGCCGGCGAGUUCUUCGAACUGGAGAUCAUGUCCAAUUCCAGCCGCAGCAUCACGGCAGACAAACCGCUGCUAGUGAUGCAGUAUAGUCUCGGAGGUGACGCAGACCAGACCACGGGAGACCCGUUCAUGAUGCUGGUCCCGGCCAUUGAGCAGUUCUCCAGUAACGCCGUGUUCUACACCAUCGACUCCUCGUACUCCCCGCUGACCGACUACGCCAAUGUGAUCAUCGAAUGCCCGAACGUGAGGGGCCUGGAGCACAAUCUGUUUGAACUGCCUCAGACAUCCUUCAGCAGACUGGAUCGGCUUCGGCACACGCUAGACGGCCGGGAAUACUGCAUGGCGCAGAUGGUGCUGGCGCGCGGUGUGCACUUCCUCAGGCACUCUCAACCGGACGCUCGAUUCGCUCUGACCCUGUACGGAGCGGGUGUCAACCAAGCUGCGAUCGCCUACGGCAUGCCCGCCGGGCUUCGGUUACCGGAUCACGAAUGUGAAGCAAGGGCUCCUGUGGAUACAUCUACCUCUACCAUGCCAAUUCCCGACACGCAGGCACCCACUUCUCAGUACCGAACCGCUGUCAAGAAACCGGGACAAAAUAUCUCACCGCUGCCUGGACCAUCGGUGAACGGAACACCGGCUCGUUCGUCAGGGGAGUGCCUUACCUGGGUCAUCGUUGUCACUCUUUUCUUGCUGGUAACCAUAUUAUUUCUCGUUGUCUAUAUUUGCAUUUUGAGGAGCCGAGUACGGAAGCUGGAGGCCGAGCGGAAAGUGUGCAGCCGUAUGCAGCUCAGCCCCGUUGUUGUUGGAGCGGACGGAUACAUCGGCCUGGACGGUAGUCAGCACCCUGAGCGAGAUUACAUGACGCUGAACAAUCCACAGGGGGUCUGGCGGCUCUGCCGGGUGCGGCGCACCGGUCGCUCGCCUGGAGGAGUCCCGUAUAUGGCCAACACUGCCAUCAACACCAACUCCAACGGAAUAUCGCACAUUUCCGAGCCCACCCUAGUGUCCAAUAACCGGAAUAGCCUGCAUGGAGCUUCGGUCAGGAGAAAGGGCAGCGCCCCAGAGACCCUCAGCCGGACUAUCAGCAUGGACAGCAACCAUGCACUCCGCUUCAGCCGACGGAACAGCGGCAACGACGCGUUGAGCGCGAGCAGUCGACACGGCAGCACCAGCACCAGGAACUCCCCUCCCUUACAGAUCUGUGAAAAUGUGCCAGAGAGACAGAACGGGACCUCUCCCGCUGCCGCCGAGGGCGGGAACCAGUCGACGCGGAAGCAAAGCUUCCAGGAGCUUCACGACAUCGCCGAGUGUCCGGACAAGGAGCCUCCGCCCCGGACCAGUCAUUUGGUGCGGAGCAUCAGCCAGCCGUCCUACCAGACAUCGCUCAAGGUAAACGCGCCCAAGGUCUACUAUUCGGUGCCCAAGAACAACCGGGCUAGGAACCAUUAUGAUCACCCCAGGAAGCGCUCCAGCAGCGUGGAGGAGCCCUGUCCGGUCAUCUUCUCCAUGAAGGAAUCGCUACUGAAGCACGACGAUGGGUACAUGAGUAUGAGAGACCACAGAACUUCUGUCUCCAGUCAGGGCAGCUCUAACAUGUCCUUGAGCUCCAGCCCCGUUGCCUUACCUUCGCCCGACACUACAUCGUACUCAUUCGUGCCCGAUGAGACCCCAAACACUGGUCCGGACACGGCAGAAACCGAUUCAACAGACUAUACAGAACUGUUUUAACUUGCGUUCAACAACUCUUGUGUCUUAAAUUUUUUUUUCUAAGUAAAACUUGAGUCGUGAGGUCUUUUUAUGACAGAUGGACACCCGGUCACCCGUAUUUUCAUUUUCUUUUCAGUGCCUUGUCAAAUUUGAACCGCACAGAUGUACUUCAAACCAGAUAGCUCAUGUUCCCUACCUAACUUUACCGAUAUCGUGAAUGUAUGCCAGACAAUGUUGUUUGCCCUGCCUUGAACAACAGUAAGUGAAGUAAAUCAGUACAGACAAGCAGAGUCAAAGCGCUUUCUUAUUGGCAAACACAGCCAAGCUCAACUCUCGCAAAGUCUCCAACGUGGUUCACAACGACACUGUGAACCGCCUUAGGUGUUACUUUGCGCGACCCAUAGUUCACCGAUUUUUUUUCUUUUCAUAAACUGUUUGAGGUAUCCUGACGAGGACUUACCACUGACACUGCAGUCCAGCUUAAUUCAUUCUCGAAUCAGGCCAGUAUAUUCAUAAGGGUGAUGUAGUGGAAAUCAAGUCUAAAAAGGAAGACAACGUCGUUUGAUAAGUUGAACCUAAGGAGAAUUUAAUCAUUUAGGCGUUACGGUGUGCUGCAAAUUCCCCGUGUUUUCAAAGCGACGCAGACCACCUCAGACUCGAGUCUGAGAUUGUAAGACACCUUACUGGCAUGUCAGGCCACAGUGUCAUAAAACGCUCCUAUUGCUAUAUACUCUCGCAGGUUACCAAGCUAAGACAACUUGGUACACAGACUGGAUCGCUUUUUGGAUUGCUGCUGCUAACACUUUGAGAGAGUCGACCGGACCACUCAACCCUCGAUAACUUAUUGCAGAUGCACUCAUGCUGAUCCCGACGAUAAAUUGACAUGCAGUGGUCAUCCGACCACUCCCUACUGCGCGUAGCCUGUGCAUAUAGGUAUUACCGGAACCUUGUGGGUAAUACCGGGGAUGUGGGAUAUUCCGGAUUUGCGUCUUUCCAUUGGUUAACCAAAGCUUUCCCGCUCUUUUGCACUACCAAUGGCGACGCAGCCUUCUUGCCACUUCUCGGUGAACUGGAGAUAAGAAGACGAUUAUCUCGUAAGACAAACGGAUUAAAUAAUUAGAAUGACUAGUCUCUUUUCUAAAUGCUUGUGUUUUGGGGAGGGUUCAGGGAAGUUUGUCAUUAACCGAUGACAAAGCAUCCAAGGUAAUUUGCACAAAACCUUCCCCCUUUCUCUGCUAGCAAGUCAUCUAAUACUCAGGUGUAAUGAACAAUGUGUUGUUCGUCGCAAGUAAAUUUUAAAGGGGAGUUUCCUUCCCUUCAGCGUUCGAAACUAAAACUUCACGUGUGUUGUCCCGCAAUAUACACAUUUCUGCAAGGCUACCGAGUACAAUUCAAAACUGUUGAACCAAAUUGUUAAACGGAUGGGGCACAUUCAUUCGGGAUAACCGCGUCCGCCUUACCAAGCUACGGCCGGACAUACCGCACGCGUCAAUUGACUUAUCGCCGUUUUCGAGUUUGCCACGACCCUGUAGAAUUUUGAGCUGUGUUUAUUUUAUCGGAUUUUACACGUCCCACGCUAAUUUAUACAUUUUGUAACAAGACAAUAUUUCACAUGAUAUACGUUCACGCAAUUCUACCGCCAUAAGUCAAUGGGAAAUGCGUGAUGUUGUCUAUUGGCUUCCUCAGGCCUCCGUCUAACAUCCCGCCGUAACCAAGUAAUUUGGACACUGCCUGUUUUGUUUGCUCAACUAAGAUAUACCUGCACAUACCAAAAUGUCAUUUUAUGCACUGUCUGUUUUUGGACACUGCCUGUUUUGCUUGCUCAACUGAGAUAUACCUGCACAUACCAAAAUGUCAUUUUAUGCCUGAGAACAGAUACCAGACCAUAUAAAGACUGGGCAUAAGCUAGUAUACAUUUGAAAACAACUCUUCAGGGACCAGAGUUCCUUGGUGUAAACGUCAGAUUCUGUGUAGUGCCUUAACAGUUUCUCUUCAGUCACGUGUGGUCCAGAACCCAGUUUUUCCCCCAAACACAUCACGCCACGUAUUUUGCAUCUGAAAUUGACCAGACCAUGGGAAUCGCUGGCAAGGCAUAGAACACCAACGUGCCUGGACGGGCAUGUACAGAGCUCUCUGUCCCCUAUACACUGUAAAAACUCGGGUGUUAAAAUCAACACUUUUGGUUGUUAUCAGAUGACCACACCAUGUUACU
Acanthaster planci (crown-of-thorns starfish) is the source of this 4798-nucleotide messenger RNA. RefSeq lists its product as uncharacterized. The record is from RefSeq and is a predicted model, not a curated record. Lineage: Eukaryota; Metazoa; Echinodermata; Asteroidea; Valvatida; Acanthasteridae.